Sphenostylis stenocarpa is the source of this 1008-nucleotide messenger RNA. NCBI's taxonomy places the organism in Eukaryota, Viridiplantae, Streptophyta, Magnoliopsida, Fabales, Fabaceae. The record is from the annotation of a GenBank genome assembly.
AUGAAGGGCCUCUUCAAGCCUAAACCACGCACUCCUGCAGAUGUAGUGCGCCAAACCAGAGAUCUUCUACUACUUAUUGAUCGAAACCCCGAAGCCCGCGAAAGCAAACGAGAAGAGAAGCAAAUGUCCGAGCUAUUUAAAAACAUCAGGGAGCUUAAGCAGAUCCUGUAUGGAAAUAGUGAAUCUGAACCAGUUGCUGAAGCUUGUGCACAGUUGACUCAGGAGUUCUUUAAGGGGGACACGUUGCGACUGUUUAUCAAAUGUCUUCCAAAAUUGAAUUUGGAGGCCAGAAAAGAUGCCACGCAAGUUGUUGCAAAUUUACAAAGACAACAGGUUCAGUCUAAGUUGAUUGCAUCUGAUUACCUGGAGAAAAAUCUGGAUCUUAUGGACGUCUUGAUUGUUGGCUAUGAAAACACAGACAUGGCUUUGCACUAUGGUGCAAUGCUAAGGGAGUGCAUAAGACAUCAGAUCGUUGCAAAAUAUGUUCUCAACUCACCUCAGAUGAAGAACUUUUUUGACUAUAUUCAACUCCCAAAUUUUGACGUUGCUGCAGAUGCUGCAGCUACCUUUAAGGAGCUCUUGACAAGACAUAAAUCCACUGUAGCUGAAUUCCUUUCCAAGAAUUAUGAAUGGUUUUUUGCAGAAUAUAACACUAAGCUAUUGGAAUCUUCCAAUUAUAUUACAAGGCGCCAAGCUGUCAAGUUGUUGGGAGAUAUAUUACUUGAUCGUUCAAAUUCAGCAGUAAUGACACGAUAUGUGAGCUCAAGAGACAACUUGAGGAUUUUAAUGAAUCUUCUAAGAGAGUCAAGCAAGAGCAUACAGAUUGAAGCAUUUCAUGUUUUCAAGCUAUUUGCUGCUAACCAACAUAAACCAGCUGAUAUCGUCAGUAUAUUUGUUGCAAACAAAAGUAAGAUGCUGAGACUAUUGGAAGACUUCAAAAUUGAUAAAGAGGAUGAACAAUUUGAAGCUGACAAAGCUCAAGUGAUGAAGGAAAUCGAAGCUCUUUAA